GUGUCUGUGUGAGUCUGUGUGUGUGAGUGAGAAAGAGAGAGAGUGAGUGAGCCAGUGUGUGUGUGUGGGCAUGUGUGUGACUGUAUGUGUGAGUGAGAAAGAGAGAGAGUGAGUGAGCCAGUGUGUGUGUGUGGGCAUGUGUGUGACUGUAUGUGUGAGUGAGAAAGAGAGAGAGUGAGUGAGCCAGUGUGUGUGUGUGGGCAUGUGUGUGACUGUAUGUGUGAGUGAGAAAGAGAGAGUGGAGUGAGCCAGUGUGUGUGUGUGGGCAUGUGUGUGACUGUAUGUGUGAGUGAGAAAGAGAGAGAGUGAGUGAGCCAGUGUGUGUGUGUGGGCAUGUGUGUGACUGUAUGUGUGAGUGAGAAAGAGAGAGAGUGAGUGAGCCAGUGUGUGUGUGUGGGCAUGUGUGUGACUGUAUGUGUGAGUGAGAAAGAGAGAGAGUGAGUGAGCCAGUGUGUGUGUGGGCAUGUGUGUGACUGUAUGUGUGAGUGAGUUAGAGAGCUAGUGAGUGAGAGAGUAGAGAGAGAGAGAGAGAGAGUUAGCAUGAUUUGUUUGCUGAUCAGAGCCAAUAGAAAGCUUGCAGUGUGAUAAGAUCCACAUGCGAGUGACGGAGAGCAGCCAGAAACCAGAGUUCAAACAGAGAGAGAGAGGGGGGGGAGAGAGCGAGAGAGAGAGCGCGCGCGCGCGAGAGAGAGAGAUUUAUAGUCACAUGGAGAAAUCGGCAUCAAAGUGUCUGUAGAUCAGUCUGAGAGUCUAACAGGAACACACUCUCCUGUUCUCCAGACACGUCCUGAGGAUCCCGUCCGGCUUCAUGUCCACAUCUGCAGCACCUGAGAAUACAUCUGGAAUACUGAGCGCACACACGGAGCGUCAGGAUGAGCUGUAAUGUUGCACUUUGGCUGCUGAUCGCCAGCGUGCUGUGCGGCGUAUGCGACAGCCGUAAGAGCCGCCCGCAGGGCUCCAUCCCCUCGCCGAACAAAACCAACGCAAACACCUCGGACCGCAGUGCUCGCAAACAGGAAGUGCUGGCCUCCAGCCAGGAAGCUCUGGUGGUGACAGAGAGGAAGUACCUGAAGAGCGACUGGUGUAAAACUCAACCGCUGCGACAGACGGUCAGUCAGGAGGGCUGCAAGAGUCGUACGGUCAUCAACCGCUUCUGCUACGGCCAGUGCAACUCGUUCUACAUCCCGCGACACGUCAAGAAAGAGCAGGAGUCGUUCCAGUCGUGUGCGUUCUGCAGGCCGCACCGCUUCACCACGCUCACGGUGGAGCUCGACUGUCCGGACCUGCAACCGCCCGUCCGUUACCGCAAGAUCCAGCGAGUAAAACAGUGCCGCUGCAUGUCCGUGAGCGUCGCCGAGUCUGGAAAACAAUGAGACGACAGUGAGACGCCCGACACCGAGGAGGCCCACGGACACCUUCAAGACUGUUUGUACCAAAACUGGGACUGACCAGCUUCCAUCUUCAGGUUGUCCUGAGCACAUCAGCUGCCUUGAGAGGCGACUUACAACUGAACAGAGUAACGAGUAACACGAAAUGCCCAAACCAUGACACCUACAGAGUGGCACAACUGUGAGACUUCUUACAAGUGUGCGUUACUGUGUGGAAACCGGACUGUCCGCUGAUUUCUCGCCGAACUUUAAGCUGUGCCUCUGCAGACACGCGACACAUGGAACUGAAACAGACUUGACGCGAGCGCUGCAUCUGCUUGUGUGAUGCUUAAAUGAUAGUCAUGUGUAACUACACAGAGUAUAGAGAUGCUAUAGAACUAUGGUACAUGUAUAUAUCUAGAGAAAGAAGUCUAUAUUAAAACUAUUUCUAGUAAAGUCUCGUUCUCUUGUUAAAUGGGAGGGGAAGCUGAGGAACUGUUGAUAAUGGUGGACCAAUGUGGGGUUUCAUUGGCUGAUGUUGAUAUCUAGAGACCAAGAUGGCUGACAGAGUAACGCUUAAACUUUCUCAAACUAUUUUAGAGAUUGUUUCUAUGCUGAUACGGCUUUCGAUAGAUUUAGGAUGUGAAAUAAACGGUGACCAACUGAACAAUCCCAACAUGCAUCAGAUGAUUAAUCGGUCUCCCGAUGAUUUUCUCCAUAACGGAUUGAAAUGUUGUGCAGGACGGAAACGGAAACAAAGUCCCAUCCAAUUGUUCUAGAAUGAAAACGUU
Messenger RNA from Xyrauchen texanus (razorback sucker), 2158 nucleotides. Its product is annotated as gremlin-2-like. The transcript has 2 exons. NCBI's taxonomy places the organism in Eukaryota, Metazoa, Chordata, Actinopteri, Cypriniformes, Catostomidae. Gene Ontology annotation, biological process: animal organ morphogenesis. The coding region runs from base 873 to 1373 and encodes 166 amino acids. Gene Ontology annotation, molecular function: BMP binding; receptor ligand activity. The record is from RefSeq and is a predicted model, not a curated record.